AGGAGCUGUUCCUCGGCACCCUGCGCAAGGAAGAAGUUUUUCCUUACCCAGAAAUUAGCAAUGAAGAGCUGGCAGAGAUCAACCAGUUUGUGGGACCUGUCGAAAAAUUUUUCAAUGAAGAAGUGGACUCGAAGAAAAUCGAUCAAGAGGCAAAAAUCCCACCAGAAACCCUCCAAGGACUGAAGGACUUGGGGCUAUUUGGCAUGCAGAUUCCAGAGGAAUACGGUGGGCUGGGUCUGUCAAACACCAUGUACGCACGGCUGGGGGAAAUCACAUCCCUGGAUGGCUCCAUUGCUGUCACCCUGGCAGCUCACCAGGCCAUUGGCCUCAAGGGGAUCCUCAUUGCUGGCACUGAGGAGCAGAAGGCCAAGUACCUGCCCCGCCUGGCAUCAGGGGAACACAUUGCUGCCUUCUGCCUCACCGAGCCUGGCAGUGGAAGUGAUGCUGCAUCCAUCCAGACAAGAGCAACCCUGAGUGAAGAUGGAAAAUACUUCCUGUUAAAUGGCUCCAAGGUCUGGAUCUCCAAUGGUGGCCUUGCAAGUAUUUUCACAGUGUUUGCCAGGACAGAGGUUGUGGAUAAGGACGGGCAGGUGAAGGAUAAAAUCACUGCUUUCAUCGUGGAGCGGGACUUUGGGGGUGUCACCCACGGGAAGCCYGAGGAUAAAUUAGGCAUUCGAGGCUCCAACACCUGUGAAGUCCAUUUUGAAAACACCAAAGUGCCUAUAGAAAAUGUAAUUGGAGAAGUUGGAGGGGGAUUUAAGGUUGCCAUGAAUAUCCUCAACAGUGGAAGAUUCAGCAUGGGCAGUGCAUCUGCUGGAAUGAUUAAAAAAUUGAUAGAAAUGACGUCGGAGUAUGCUUGUAACAGGAAACAAUUCAAUAAGAAGCUCAGCCAAUUUGGAUUAAUUCAGGAGAAGUUCUGUCUGAUGGCAGUGAAAGCCUACGUGAUGGAGAGCAUGGCUUACCUGACUGCAGGGAUGAUGGACAGGCCAGGCUUCCCUGACUGCUCUGUGGAGGCUGCCAUGGUCAAGGUGUUCAGCUCRGAAGGUGCCUGGGCGUGUGUGAGUGAGGCACUGCAGAUCCUUGGAGGCCUGGGCUACAUGAAGGAUUAUCCCUACGAGCGCUACCUCAGGGACACCAGGAUACUGCUCAUCUUCGAGGGAACCAAUGAAAUCCUGAGAAUGUACAUUGCACUGACAGGAAUGCAGCAUGCAGGCCGGAUCUUAACUGACAAACUUAAAGCAAUCAAGAAAGGAAACGUGGGAGUGGCCCUGGGGGAGUUCCUGACCAGGUUACAGGACACCAUGGGCAGGAAGGUGGAUUUUGGGCUUGUAGGUAACGCUGGGGUGGUGCAUCCCAGCCUYCAGGAGAGUGCUAAGAAACUUGAGGAAAACAUUUAUUAUUUUGGAACUACGGUCAGGGGCCUGCUAAGUAGGUUUGGCAAGACAAUAGUGGAGGAGCAGCUGGUGCUGAAGAGAGUGGCAGAUGUGGUGAUCAAUUUGUAUGCGAUGACUGCAGCCAUCUCCCGGGCGAGCCGCUCCAUCAGCAUCGGGCUCAGGAACCACGAUCACGAGGUGCUUCUUACAAAUAUCUUCUGCACAGAAGCCUAUUUCAAGAAUAAUUAUGCCAUGACUCAAUUAGAAAAAUAUGCUGAUGAAAACCUGGAUGAUUCCAUUAAAAAAGCUGCCAAGCAGAUCCUGGAGAAGAGGGCCUACAUCUGCUCCCACCCCCUGGACAGGACCUUCUGAUCCCUCCCUGACAGCAGACACUGCUGAGUGGAAAUCAGGGAUAAAUUCGCUGCAGUUUGAAUGUUUGACGCCUUAAAACCAUCUUUCAUUUAAUGACUUUACUAAAUGUAACUGUAUAAAAGAAAACUUCUUUCUAACCACAACUUCAUAAAGAGGAUAAAUAAAGAGAUUUUAUCUAAAGCUUAAG
Molecule: messenger RNA, 1932 nt
Organism: Malurus melanocephalus (red-backed fairy wren)
Lineage: Eukaryota; Metazoa; Chordata; Aves; Passeriformes; Maluridae
Gene: ACAD9
Product: acyl-CoA dehydrogenase family member 9
Exons: 18
Coding region: 204-1745 (513 amino acids)
Molecular function (GO): flavin adenine dinucleotide binding; acyl-CoA dehydrogenase activity
Source: RefSeq, a predicted model, not a curated record